Lactuca virosa is the source of this 866-nucleotide messenger RNA. The record is from the annotation of a GenBank genome assembly. NCBI's taxonomy places the organism in Eukaryota, Viridiplantae, Streptophyta, Magnoliopsida, Asterales, Asteraceae.
AAAGGGUUUACCUGGUUUAUUUUUUCCCCUCCGAUUCUUCGACUAUCAUCUCUUUCAUUCUAGCUCUAAAAUUUUCAUAAACCCUCAGGGGAAUCAAGAUGAGUUCAUACUCAAACCCACCAAAAUUUCGAAAAUCUCCUCCUUCAAACCCUAAUGGGUUGGCUUCAAGUCCGUCCACCAAACCCUCUUCAACACCAAUCAUCGCCAUCUGUAAACCAAACCCUAGAAUCCCUCCUAUUUGAUGCAAUAAACAACCUACCUGAUACCGACGAUGAAGAAGAUGGAAACGACAACAGCGGCAAAACCCAGCUCGCGAAAGAAGAAUCAAAGCUGGAAGAUGAGGUGAUUAAGAUCAUUCUUAGUGGAGACACGGAGGAAUCCCUAAAACCGAAUUCGGGUGAAGCUGUUAGGAUCGGAGAGCAUCAUAUUUGCAUCGGGUAUCAUGUGGAACCCGGUUCGGAGUAUCGAGUGUGGGAAUGGCAUGGUCACAUCAUGUUAUUUGAUGAAGAAAAUGGGUAUAAUUAUAACCCAGAGUAUAUCUAUGGGAAUUACUUCGAGAAGUUGAGAGUUGUGCCCAAGAAGAUGAAAGUGAAGGCUGAGGAAGACAAGGUGGUGAAUUCCGGGUUAAAGGAGCUGAUUGAAUCAAGUGAGGAUGCAGGAUCGGGUCGGAUACUCCAUCGUAAUAUGAAUGUUGGGUCCACUAGGGUCUAGAAUAAUGAUGUUGUGUGGUUGGGAAGCUUUGACACUUGCAAACAUUGAAUCGAAUCGUUUUUUAUGAUCGCAUACAGAUUCGACAAACUUUAUUUACUGUUACCAUCCAUGGCGAUAUCAUUUCGCAUGAUUAUUCAUUAUAGAUUAGUUAAGGA